Asparagus officinalis (garden asparagus) is the source of this 579-nucleotide messenger RNA. RefSeq lists its product as uncharacterized. The record is from RefSeq and is a predicted model, not a curated record. Lineage: Eukaryota; Viridiplantae; Streptophyta; Magnoliopsida; Asparagales; Asparagaceae. The transcript has 5 exons. Bases 43 to 579 code for a protein of 178 amino acids.
UAUACAAUUUUUUCUUAACGAUUGUCUUUAUUAUAUUUGCAGAUGAGGAGGAGGAUGAGGAGGCUCUUUGACCUGGAGGGUGAUCGCUCACGGAGUAUCACCCCAGGUAGUGGUGCUGAUGAUCCACUACCAUCUCCGGAUGCAGAUGCUGGAUAUUCAUCACCCGGCCCCUCUGAUGCAGCACCAGAACCAUCCCCCGACGCAGCACCAGAACCAUCCCCCGACGCAGGUGCUACUUGGACCCCGACAUAUCCAUCAUAUACAUUCCAUACUGACUUGCGGCCAAAGACCCAGGACUUUCUCAGUUUACCUUUACCUCCGGACUCUCAUAAGUCCAAGGCUGAUUCAAGGAAGUACCACCCACGUGCUGCGAGAAAGUUACAGGAAAUGCUUCCUAUGUUGGAGACUAGGAAAGCUGAUGCACUCGCAGCAAAAGAAAGAGAGAUAGCGAAUGGUGCUAAGUCAGAUCGCAUAGAGGGACGGCGUGGCGGAGGUAAGCCUGAUUCUAAACAACCGCCAAGAGGAAUGAGGGCCAUUAUUAGGUGGAAUAGUUCUAAUUUGCCCAUUUUCAUUUAUUAA